UUUCAACUCCUCCUCGUGAAUUCGCCAACGACUAGAGAUAAAGCAGAGACCGAGAGGGCGGAGCACCAAGAAAACGCCUCUUUUUUUUUUUUUUAACUUCCAUUUUAUACUUCCAAGUUCCAAAGCACCCCUCCUUCGCUUGUUAAUAUAGAAGACCUCGUGCGAUGGAUCGAUGAUCCUGCAAAUCCCGAUUCCAGAUUGUUGAGUUUCUGGAAAAAAGAGAGCGGUUUAAGAGGUUGCUGUAUCUGGCUUCUCCCAAGAUGCAAGCUUUGAGGUCCAGAUCUGGGUCCUCUGGAAUGGCGCAAAAGAACCCCCCUUCUAGCCCCAAUUCCAAGACUUCUCCAUCCAAAUCAAGCAAAGGAGGGCCUGCUUCAUCGGAUUCCUCGGACUCGAAGUCGUCCAAGGUUUUAGAUCGAAAGCCCUCGACGAAGGCCGCAUCUUUGCCGGAGAAACGAACCGUUAAAGUUUCAGAGACGCCGCAGCAACUGAGUCGGCUACAGGAGGAACUGAAGAAGGAGAAGGAGGAGAAGUCCCGGGCCCUCCAAGAGCUUGCUGAAAUGAAGAAGAGGAUGCCGUCUCAAAUGAAUGGAAAUGAGGGUCUGGGUAAGAGUAGAGUGGAGAUGUUAGAGAAAGAAGUGGAGAAAGCAAAGGAUUCGGAAAGGAAGAUGCUCGAAUCGCUGGUGUCCCAAACGAAGCAGCUUGAACAGACGAAGAUAUCGCUCGAGGAAGCCAACCUUGAGAUAAGGUCCCUUAAAGAGGGCAUGAAAAGCUUGGAGGGUUCUGCAGUCUCGGCUAGCCGAAGCGGUAGGCAUUUAGGGAGGCAUCUGGAGAAAAAUGGUCCAUCGGAUGUCGUUCGUGCUGAAGAGGAAAUAAGGAAGCUCAGGAACGAGCUUAAGUUAGCCAUGGAAGCAGAAGACAAGAGCAAGAGGGCCAUGGAUGAUUUAGCAAUUGCCCUUAAAGAAGUAACUACGGAGGCUAAUCAGGUGAAGGAGAGGUUCUCAAAAACCAAGUCUGAGUUGGAGAAUGUGAGAGCAGAAGCUGAACGCUCGAAAACUUUGUUGGAGAGUAUGGAAGAGAAGUUUCGGCUGGCAUCCGAAGAAUCUGAAAAGUUGAAGUUGGAAUUGGAGGAGUCAACUGCUGCCUGGAAUGUGAAAGAGAACGGGUUUAUAAGUUGUAUGAAGAUGUCUGAAGAGGAGAUUAGUAAAUUGCAUCAGGAAAACAGUAAAUUAAGUGAUUCACAACGGGCUGCAAGAGAAGAAAAUUUUAAGUUGAGGGAUAUACUAAAACAAUCCGUUAAUGAAGCUACUGUUGUCAAAGAAGCACUAGAGAUUGCCAGGAAUGAGAAUUCCCAGCUUAAGGACCUCUUGUCGGAGAAGGAAAAUGCCUUUCAGAGCAUAAGGCAAGAAUAUGAAUGCCUUAAGGUUAGCGAAGCUGCAGCCCUAGAUAGUGUUAAGGAACUGAAGACUUUGCUUGCUGCAACAUCAACUGGGGACUCAAGCAAAACCGUCACUUUGUCUGAGACUGGAUCAUUAGCACAGCCGAAGGAAUCCACCAAUGAUAGUAAAUGCACUACAGGAAUUUACAGAUUUCCAUCUGGUCGAUGGAACGGUGAGCGUCCACAACUUCAAAAUAGGCAUAGGCAUUCAAUUGGAGAGCCAGCAAAGUUAAAGGGGUCUGUAUUUGAUAUGGCGGGGUCCCCGGAGCAGAAGGAUCGGAGGUUUGCAUCACUCAGCAAUGUCUCUGACAGGAGGGCUGCUUCCUCAAUUGUCACGGAUGAUGAUUUUGAUUAUCUGGAUGGGCUUCAAUUAGAUGGCAUGGAGCAUCCGCCUGUGAAGCAGAAGAAAAAGGCUAUCCUUAGAAGAUUUGGAGACAUGCUGAGGAGAAAGACCUCCCACAAGUAGAAUUUAUUUCUCCACAGUAUUUUCAUAAACUUAUCUUCUUUGUAUCUUGUCAUUCUGAGUUCUUUGUUUUAAUUAAGUUUUGAAAAUAAGACAAAAGUAUAGCCGGCAGUAACUUCUUCAUUUUUGCAAGAAACCACAGCUGUAGUAUACACGGUUUGAAUAGAAUCAGUAAAGAGAUCUUAUUUGAUAUGCAGUGUGAAUUUAUUAUCUUUGUGA
Phoenix dactylifera (date palm) is the source of this 2117-nucleotide messenger RNA. RefSeq lists its product as uncharacterized. The record is from RefSeq and is a predicted model, not a curated record. NCBI's taxonomy places the organism in Eukaryota, Viridiplantae, Streptophyta, Magnoliopsida, Arecales, Arecaceae.